CACACUAUCAUUACUCCGAGCCUCCUGCGCGACUCUCACGGCAGGCACUUGUCGUUCUGGCUCUUGCCGGUCUUCGCCGCACGCGGGCCCCCCUCCGACCGGCCGCCCUUGGCGCCGCUCUUCUUCUGCGGCCGCGCCUUGGCGUUCGCGAGGGCUGCCUGCGCCGCCGCGGAGGCGGGCUUGCCCUUGCGGCCGCCCUUCUUGGCCGCGGCACGCGCCUUGAGUAUCGCGGCCACAUCGACGGGCGCAGCCGACGGCUUGCCGUCCUCCGCGGCCGCGGCCGAUUGCAUGCCGUCCGCCGCCGGCGCGGCGUUCUCGUCCGUCACUUUGUCGGCAGCGGCGGCUGGCUUCUUGCCUCGGCGGCGGCGCUGCUUCUUGACUUUGUCGGCGGUGCCAUUCGGCUCUUCUGAGCCCUUCUGCGCAGCAUCAGGAGUGCCGGGCUGCUCCGGAACGACUGCUUUGGCUGUCUCCGGCGCGGCACAGGCGUCAACUGCGUCCAGAGCCAGGUCUUGCAUCGCGUUCUCUACACAGGCGGCCAUUUUUAGCACCGUUUCGAUUGCUAUGCCACGCAGGGCAGCUUACGACGCAAAUGCAAAAGCGCUGCGCAAAAACGUUUACCGUGUCUCAAACGAGCGCUGCAAAAAUCAAAUUUGGCAGAGAGCUUGCUAG
This is a messenger RNA of Pelagomonas calceolata, 669 nucleotides long. Lineage: Eukaryota; Pelagophyceae; Pelagomonadales; Pelagomonadaceae. The record is from the annotation of a GenBank genome assembly.